Molecule: messenger RNA, 650 nt
Organism: Gadus chalcogrammus (walleye pollock)
Lineage: Eukaryota; Metazoa; Chordata; Actinopteri; Gadiformes; Gadidae
Product: fasciculation and elongation protein zeta-2-like
Exons: 3
Cellular component (GO): cytoplasm; axon
Source: RefSeq, a predicted model, not a curated record
AGAGAGGGCAGGAAUGUCAAUUACAGCGGAAAUUGAGGUAGACCGGGAUAACGCUUCAAUACCUAAUGCUCUCUCGUCCUUGUGCCUAAGAGGAUGCUGAGGCUUGGCAUUCCUCUGGCUCGUGCAUCAUUCAUCAGGGAACGUACGCUGGUCCGCGCGGACAGGCAGCCAUGGCGGCGCUCGUCGCUCCAUUCGAUGAUGAGCGGCAGGAUUCGUUCGUCUAUACGAUUGUUUCAGAUCACGAAAUUCUUAAAAGUGGCGUGAAGACGAAGGCAGAAGACGCUACGGGAGUCUUGGAGAGCCUCUCGGAACUACACAGAAGUAACCCUGGAGAUAUUUAUUGCAGCUCCAAGUCAAUGGAAAACCUUGUCAAAGAUGCUGAGGACAAGUUAUUUGUAUCCGUGUGCUUCCCAAAUGCUGAAAGAGAAUACGGCAGCGUCUCUCCCGCCUACGUAAUCACAGAGGACACGUGGUUGAGACAGGACGAGGUUUGGAACUCUCUGACUCAAAGCUAUGGCUGCGUAACGCCCGUCGACUGGAAACACUCCCGGACGCGCGCUCUUCACACACUCCCUCCCGAUCUGGGGCCAAGCCAAAGGAGGAGUGAUGUAACCACAGAGCUGUCUGUCGGGGAGGAGGAGGAGGAGGAG